Molecule: messenger RNA, 3158 nt
Organism: Physella acuta
Lineage: Eukaryota; Metazoa; Mollusca; Gastropoda; Physidae
Molecular function (GO): protein binding
Source: RefSeq, a predicted model, not a curated record
CAACUUCUGAAAGGUUUUUGCAAGCUCAUUAAAAAAAAAUUUGUGUUUGAUGUAACUAGUGGAAACCCAUGGCGACCCAUCGUAAGCAAAUGAAGUCACUUUAAAGAAUCGUUCACUUUCUUUUCGGGUUCUUAGAAAAUUAUGAAAAACUCAAUUGAGAAAAACUUAAGUGAGAAAUGUGACGUGUGACUAAUUUUGGACAGAAGAUAACAUUGUAACAUCGGUUUAGAAAGGAUUUUACAAGUAACCUAUUUAUAGAGUUCUUCCUGGAAAAUGGAUUCCUGGCAAUUCGUAUGUAUAGGCUAUAGCAGCAGUGUUAAGUAAGUUUUAGUUUUCAUUCGUAAAACCCCUCAAGCUAAGAACUUCUAUUUAAUAAUGGAGAAAAAUAUGGUCUUUGCGGACGACAUGAUGAGAUGUAUCUCCUCAUUAUGGCAGGAUAAUGAUGAAACAUACUUUGAUUUUGUUGUGCAAGUUGGUUUAAAAAAAUUCAAAUGCCACAGGUUUAUUCUCGGUGCAUGCUCACAGUUUUUUCUUGGUUUGUUCAGGUCAGGAAUGCAAGAAACUGAAAACAAUUGUGUGGAAAUAAAAGAGAUUGGAAGUGACAUUUUUGAACUAAUUCUUAGAGCUAUUUAUACAUCUCAAAAUAUUAUUGAUGAAAUUAACAUCUACAAAAUAUGGCAGGCUACUAAUCAGUUGCAAAUCAAGUUUUUAAUCGAUGCAUGCGAAUCUUUUGUUUUAAGGCACUUAUCUUUAAAUACUUAUGCGGAAACAUAUACUACAGCAAAAUUAUUAGAUUCCCUAGAUGUUUUAGAAAACUGUGUGAAUUUUAUAAUAAAGAACUUUGACAAUUGCAAAAAUAGCGAAACACUUUUAAGACUGACCAAUGAAGAGAUUAUGAAACUUGUAGAAAGUCCAGAUCUUGUAGCAGAGAAUGAAGACUCAGUCCUGACUUACAUUUUAAACUGGAUCAACUUUGACCCUGAUGCAUGUGUUGAAAAUCUAGGUGAUGCAGUGAUGGCCGGAGUUGAAAAUGAGAUUAUAACAAAAUUUACAAAACCUUCAGUGGUAAAAGACACCAUUUUAAAGACCAAAAUGUCUGAAGAUAAAGCUAUUCAAAGUGAUUUUAAAAACAAUAGCUUUCAAGAAAAUAGCAAUGACUUUCCUCAAUACGAAACUAAAAAUCAUAUUGCAAAUGUUAAGGAAGAAGAACAGGAGGAUACAUCUUUAGAUUUCGGUGAAUGCAAAGAAGAAAAGUGUACUAGAAUAAAAAUGCUAAUACCAUUACUUAAGGUAGCUAGAAUAAAUCUAGUCAGUUCAAGUUCUUUAAGAUGGAUUAGUAAAAAUAAGGCAAUUAAAGGUAAUGAUAUAGCAACUGAAAUAGUUUUCAACGCAUCCCUUUAUCAUUCUCUUGGCGGAGAUCAUGGUCAGUGGCCUAAUGGCGCCAAUCACAGAAGGUGUAGCCCGUGGAUAAAUCUUGGUGUUCGUGUCAAUCAAAAUAAUGAGGUCAUAGGAAUAUCUUUUCGGGACAAACAGCGCUUUAAACUCCCACAAAAUACAGAACUUCAACAUCCAGUUCAAAUUACUUCUUAUAAAAAUAAACUUUACAUGGUUGGGCAAAAUGUUUUUAACUUGUAUGUUCUCAAGAACAAAACAUGGCUAAACAUAGGCUCAGCACAGAAAAAACAAAAGGGACCUUCAGUAGUCAGUAUAGAACCUGCUCUAUCAAGACAAGCACCUACAUUUAAUUUUGGAGCUGGAUCCACAAGUUUUUCCAAACCAUUAGUUUCAUCUCCGCAACUAUCAAAUUUAAUGCCACAGUUAUCAACAUCCGUUGAUGCAUUUAAAAAAACAUUGAUUGUUACUGUAGAGCAAUACAUAUAUCUGUUUUGUUGCACAGAUAAAAAAAUAUAUAGAAUGAAUUCGCAAUUACCAGGAGAUUGUUUAACUUAUGAAACCAAAUACCCUACUUCAGAAUUGAUUGAUUAUGCCUCUUCAUACGACAACAAAAUCCUUGUUUUUUACACACUAACAAAAUCAACUGUAGAUGAAACAGCUGUACACUGCUAUGACAUUGUAAACAAAACCUGGAUCAGGCUGAAUAAUUUGGAAGGUUCAGCAAAAAACAUGAUCUGUUUCUCUGAUGAAAAUAAUUUCUUCAUUCUAAAGAGUAAUGGAGACUUGUGGAAAACAGAUUCAUCAAACCAUGACAUGAUUGACUUUACAUUCAUCACUAAACUCUGGGAUUUUGAAUACAAGCUUCAUGGGGCAGUCACUUACUACGAUGAGCUCUUUAUUUAUGGAGAAGAUCUUUUGGUUAAACCAAUUGACAAAAUCUGGCCAACUUCAUGUGCAUUGUUUACAAAAAUACAUGUACUGGGACAAGCAGGUCAAAGCUCUAAUUUUAUUCCUUGCAUCCUCCCCAAAAGUUUGCUGGUCCUGGACUGUGCACUGAAUUUUGAAGGGUGUACUGUAGAGCCCGAAAAUGUAUCCAGAGAAGAGGAUGCCACUGGUGAAGACUGGAACAAACUCUUACUUAAUCAUUGAAGUAAAACACGUGUUUGUGUGUAUCUACUUAUAAGAUUGGAGUAGCUGUAACAUGAAUUUAAAAUACAUUUUCAUAAUUUUAUCAUUAUAUAGUUAACUUAAACUGUGUAUGCAACAAUUUGUAUGUUAAAAAAUUCCCUUCUUUUACAACAACAAAAAUCAUCAUUAUCCAUGUCUCUGUGGACCGACUCUACUGGAGCAUGUGGAGGAAACACACCUCUCGGUCGUACUCGGUAUCAGGUAAUUGACAUUCUGUCAUCUUCUGAUCUUUUAAAAGUUUGUUUCGACCUAACUUCUUUCAUAUUUCCAUGGGGUUUCCAACCUAAAGCCUCUCUGCUGAAGUUGCUAGUUGGUUUAAGCAAAAUGCGUCCAUUCCAUCCUUGUUUGCUUUUUUUACUUCUUUAGAAAUAAGGUUAAGUGCUUAUGGGAUUAGUGUUCUCUGUGAGCAAUAUGUUUGACUAAUUUGUUGUACUAUUUUAAUAGUAUAUCAAUCACUUGAUGCCACAAUUGAAAUAAAACGUGUGCACUUUGCUUAUAUGUAUAAAUGCCUACUCAUAUAAUUUGUUUUAUGAUUUUUCACUUAUCUGUUUCUAAAUUCUCAAAUUGCUUAAUCU